Messenger RNA from Ictalurus punctatus (channel catfish), 2361 nucleotides. RefSeq names its product growth factor receptor-bound protein 10b (gene grb10b). The record is from RefSeq and is a predicted model, not a curated record. The transcript is spliced from 17 exons. Gene Ontology annotation, molecular function: insulin receptor binding. The coding region runs from base 346 to 2121 and encodes 591 amino acids. Gene Ontology annotation, biological process: negative regulation of insulin receptor signaling pathway; insulin receptor signaling pathway; negative regulation of Wnt signaling pathway. Lineage: Eukaryota; Metazoa; Chordata; Actinopteri; Siluriformes; Ictaluridae.
UGCGCUGCUGCAUUUUCUCUACUUGGGAACAUGUAUUUAUGGAGCAGUUUAAGCUCUAUGAGGUAUUUAAGAGGUAUUUUUGUUUCUGUGAUCCUGUAAUUUUUCUGCCUUGGGCCUCUGAGGCUGUUUUCUCCUCGGUGUUGUUGGUAAAGCUUCUAAAGCGUCACGGGCUUUAUCAUCGUUACCAGUGUUCAAGAGUACAGAACCAAACCAAUUGGUUACUGUAUGAAUUAUUCAGGAUGGUUUCAUUUUCUUUCGUACAAGACCCUAGACAGAUGAGCAAACUCUGUAGGACCUUGCUCUUUUUCUGCUCCUGUUACAAGUGAAUGUACAAUCAAGAGGUGAAUGUUUAUUAAGAUGGCAGUAGCUGAAUGUCCGGAUUACUUCCUACACCACCCAAAAUAUCAGCAGGACAAUGUCGACCGAUCUGCCAAUCACAGACCAGCGAAUCUAAUCGGGUCAAGUUUCCAGCAGGCUGCCAGUCGGAACUCUCCUAACCACCAAGAAGACGAUGUGGAUCUGGAGGCGCUGGUGAACGAUAUGAACUCGUCGUUUGAGAGUCUGUACCCCGCCGGCAGUGUGCAGUGCGAGGCGGCCCCCCUGUUACACAACGGCCAGCACACGCACGCACACACACAGCCCAUCUCGCUGCACCAGAGACUGCGCCGCUCCCAGCCCAUGCACAUCCUCGCCGUCAGGAGGCUGCAGGAGGAAGAGUUUCGGACAUCAUCUCUGCCUGCCAUCCCAAACCCCUUCCCCGAGUUGUGUAGUCCAGCCAGUUCACCCACAGCCUGUCCCGGCUCUUUACCGCCAUGCCAAGCCUCAGACAAACACAUUGUUAAAAUCUUCGGCGAGGACGGCAUGGGCAAAGUGGUGGAGAUCCCGUCUGACAUGACGGCGCGAGACCUGUGCCAGCUGCUCGUGUACAAAAGCCACUGCGUGGAUGACAACAGCUGGGCGCUGGUGGAGCAUCACCCGGCCCUGGGGCUCGAGAGAUGCUUAGAGGACCACGAACUUGUAGUCCAAGUGCAGGCGUCCAUGACUAGCGAGAGCAAGUUUGUCUUCAGGAAGAACUACGCCAAAUAUGAAUUCUUCAAAAAUCCUCUGAACUUCUUUCCAGAGCAGAUGGUGGCCUGGUGUCAAGAUAGCAACGGGACCAUUCCUCCAUCUCAGCUGUUGCAAAACUUCUUAAACUCCAGCAGUUGUCCAGAAAUCCAGGGUUACUUGUACGUGAAAGAGACGGGCAGGAAGUCGUGGAAAAAGCUGUAUGUGUUUUUGAGACGCUCAGGAUUGUACUACUCGGCAAAAGGAACGUCAAAGGAACCGAGGCAUUUACAUUUACUAGCAGACCUUGAAGACAGCAACAUCUUUACCGUAAUAGCAGGCAAGAAACUUCACAAUGCGCCAACAGAGUACGAGUUUUGUAUAAAGCCCAACAAGGUCCGGAGUGAGCAGAAGGAACUGAGGAUGUUGUGUGCAGAAGAUGAACAGAGCAGAACGUGCUGGAUGACGGCCUUCAGAUUGUUUAAGUAUGGAAUUCUACUUUAUCAGAACUAUAAAAUCCCUCAGCAGAGAAAAGCUUUGCUCUCGCACUUCCCAGCUCCAAUGAGGAGUGUGUCAGAGAACUCUCUAGUAGCCAUGGAUUUCUCAGGGACAAUAGGCAGGGUGAUCGACAAUCCCGUGGAAGCUCAGAGUGCUGCUCUGGAGGAGGCCCAUGCCUGGAGGAAGAGAAGUCAGCGCAUGAACACUUUGGGGAGCCCGAGUCCACUCCACCCCUCAUCAUUAAGUGGAGUGAUACACAAAACUCAGCUUUGGUUUCACGGUCGAAUCACAAGGGAGGAAUCGCACAGGAUGAUGCACCAGCAGGGCCAAGUGGAUGGAUUGUUUCUCUUAAGGGACAGCCAGAGCAACCCGAAAGCCUUCGUGCUUACCAUGUGUCACCACCAGAAAAUCAAACACUUUCAAAUUUUACUGUGUGAAGAGGACGGUCAGAUGUUCUUCAGCCUUGACGACGGCACCACCAAAUUCACGGACCUGAUCCAGCUGGUGGAGUUCUACCAACUCAACCGAGGAGUCCUCCCUUGCAAACUCAAGCACCCGUGCACCAUGGUGGCCUUAUGACCUCCCAAACCUACCAAUGGUUCUCUUGAGAAUCGGAAUGUUUAACCUGGCUUAAUGAUGUUCAAGUGACUGGCUGUCCACUGACAAGUACUCUGUGGGCAUUCCUAUAUGAUUUCCAGAGGAAUUGCAAGCACUAACAGGGCUGUGAUGAAGCUAUCUAGAAGCUAUCGAGAUAAGAUCUUGGUUGGCAGCAAGCCUUUAUCCACUGGUAAACACUAAAGGUUCUUCCUCGUACAGUCA